Molecule: messenger RNA, 2911 nt
Organism: Meleagris gallopavo (turkey)
Lineage: Eukaryota; Metazoa; Chordata; Aves; Galliformes; Phasianidae
Source: RefSeq, a predicted model, not a curated record
UUAAUUUUAUUUUUCAGACACCUCUCAUUGACUCUCACAUCCCACAUCGUCCCUCUAAAACCAUUACACAGGUUCCUUCAGAAAAGAUCCUCAGAGCUGGAAAGAUUUUGCGGAAUACAAUUCUGUCCCGAGCCCCUCACAUGAUAAGAGAUCGUAAAUAUCAUCUGAAGACUUACAGGCAAUGCUGUGUGGGGACAGAACUUGUUGACUGGAUGAUGCAGCAAAGUACUUGUGUCCAUUCACGAAGUCAGGCUGUUGGCAUGUGGCAAGUAUUGCUGGAAGAAGGCGUCCUUAACCAUGUGGACCAGGAACACCACUUUCAGGACAAAUACUUAUUUUAUCGAUUUUUGGAUGAUGAGCGUGAAGAUGCCCCUUUGCCAACAGAGGAAGAGAAAAAGGAGUGUGAUGAGGAGCUACAGGACACUAUGCUGCUUCUGUCUCAGAUUGGGCCGGAUGCUCAUAUGAGGAUGAUUCUCAGAAAGCCGCCUGGCCAGAGAAGUAUAGAUGAUUUAGAAAUUAUAUAUGAAGAACUUCUUCACAUUAAAGCCUUAUCUCAUCUUUCUACCACAGUAAAGCGAGAAUUAGCAGGUGUCCUCAUUUUUGAGUCGCAUCCCAAAGCUGGAACAGUCUUAUUUAAUCAGGGAGAAGAAGGUACUUCUUGGUACAUUAUCCUAAAGGGAUCUGUAAACGUAGUCAUUUAUGGCAAGGGUGUGGUAUGUACUCUACAUGAAGGAGAUGAUUUUGGCAAGCUAGCACUUGUGAAUGAUGCUCCCAGAGCAGCAUCUAUUGUUUUACGUGAAGACAACUGCCACUUCUUGAGAGUAGACAAAGAGGACUUCAACAGGAUCCUUAGGGAUGUGGAAGCAAAUACUGUAAGGCUCAAAGAACAUGACCAGGAUGUCUUGGUGUUGGAGAAGAUCCCAGCAGGAAACAGAGUUUCUAAUCAAGGAAAUUCACAGCCUCAGCACAAAUAUAUUGUGAUGUCAGGAACUCCAGAGAAAAUUUUAGAGCACUUUCUAGAAACUAUGCGCCUUGAAGCAACUUUAAAUGAAGCAACAGAUUCUGUUUUAAAUGAUUUUAUUAUGAUGCACUGUGUUUUUAUGCCAAAUAGUCAGCUCUGCCCAGCCUUGAUGGCACAUUAUCAUGCCCAGCCUUCCCAGGGUACAGAGCAAGAGAAAAUGGAUUAUUCUCUCAACAACAAAAGGCGAGUCAUUCGACUGGUUCUUCAGUGGGCUGCUUUAUAUGGAGAUUUGCUACAAGAGGAUGAAGCAGCAAUGGCCUUUUUGGAGGAAUUUUAUGUAUCUGUGUCAGAUGAUACUAGAAUGAUUGCAGCACUAAAGGAGCAACUUCCAGAGCUAGAGAAAAUUGUAAAGCAAGUAGCUGAGGAACCUAAAGCACCACAAAAGAAGCACAAAGUUCUUCUGCAAUUGUUUAAUACAAGUGAUGACAGAGCACAGAAACGCCAACCUAUCAGGGGCAGCGAUGAAGGUGAGUUCCUUCUCUGAAGUGUCGUCUUGAGCCACUGGGAUUUGCAGUAAAGUUGUUGCUCUGAAAGCAAAUGGUCUAAAAAUAAACAAAAUUACUAACAGUUUGGAAGCCUGACCUGAAGCAAACUUUGCAUUUUCUGAACCAACAUUCUCCAUCAUUGCCUUGAAAUACUCCUGGUCUUUUCCCAUCUGCAUGCUAUAAAGCACUGUGCUUCCUCAGAGGAAGAAUGUAGCAACCUUUAAAACAGGGAAUGGUCAAAACAGGCAAGAACCAGUACAGAAAGUGUCCAUGCAGGUAGUGUCAGUGCAAUAAAUAUUCGGUGCUGAAGGUCAUGUUUGAGUCCCUUUCUCUUCUGUAUAGUUUGAGCUAAUAUGUACAGCUGUUUCACCAGAAAUGCUCCUUUGUGAGAGGUGAAUGGAGCAAAUAAUCAUUCCCUGGAGCUCUGCCGUGUGGCACACAGCCUAGAAAACAGAAUCUGCUCUUUUGCCCUAUUGGUAUUGUUUGACUCUGUGGAGAGAUCAAGGUAAAAUUUACAGCAGUGUGUUAGACUAUCAUUUUCAGUUGUACUGGCUUUUCAUGUUGUCAUUCACUUUAGGCAGGAAAAAGAACUUCUAUAUAACAACAUCCUGAGACAUGUUCAGUGUAAACCAAAAUAUACGUUCUUCAAAACUGAUAUUUCUGGGGAUUUCUUUGCAACAGCCUGGGCCAGUCCCUCAAUGGUUCUGGUGCAUCUUCAUCACAAAAAAUACCUUCUGGUUCAGAACAUUUGAACUUAAGGGGUAGCUCUUGCUACUGCAUAAUGGUAAAAAUAAGAGAACAAAAUGCAAAGUCAUUUAUCUGAGAAAGCCAGUGGCAUAUCAAAAGCAGGAGGUAACUAUAUGAACAGCAGAAAUCCUGCCAUGCAUCCAGUUCCUGUUGUUCAUCUCUGUGUUUCUUCUAUGUCUACAAAGAGCAAAAUGAUUGCUACAGCCCUGAAAGUACUACUUCUCCUGUCUGUAUGGACAGAAAUUAACUGCUGCUUUCAUAGGACUGUACCUUUCCCAUUCGUAGUGCUGGCAGCAAACCGAGCCUUGAAAAUAUGUAGACAACCAUAACCCCUGAGACUGCUUAGCUUGGCUUGACAGCUCAGCUGAGGGAGUAUUUUGCUAACUCCUUGUGUCUUAAAUUCAUGUCACGGCAUGCUGCCUUACUUUUUUCAGCCUAAUGUUCUAUUGUAUUGAUUCCUAGGUUUGUAUAUAAGUGUGUGAGCCAACGUGUAUUGUACACUCAAGUUCUAGGGAAUUUUUCUUCAUUGUCUACAGUAUUCCUGAGUCAGCAACAUACUUGCCUGUAAGAAAAUGACUGCAGUACGGUUUUAGUUCUGGUUGUAACCUAACUGUAUUUUCAAACCUAUUUUGUGAAAUGAAAAGUAUUUUCCUGUAAU